Rhododendron vialii is the source of this 1281-nucleotide messenger RNA. RefSeq names its product probable aspartic proteinase GIP2. Gene Ontology annotation, biological process: proteolysis. Bases 1 to 1281 code for a protein of 426 amino acids. The record is from RefSeq and is a predicted model, not a curated record. Gene Ontology annotation, molecular function: aspartic-type endopeptidase activity. Lineage: Eukaryota; Viridiplantae; Streptophyta; Magnoliopsida; Ericales; Ericaceae. The transcript has a single exon.
AUGGCUUCUUCUCACCACCAAAUUUUCAUAUUCUCUCUCCUCAUCUUCCUUUCUCCCUCUAAAGCCCAACACUCUCCCAAACCCAAAGUCCUACUCCUCCCAAUCUCCAAAGACUCCUCCACUCUCCAAUACCUAACCCACUUGAACCUAGGUACCCCUCUCUACCCCAAAACCCUAGUCCUCGACCUCGGCGGCCGGAACCUAUGGAUGAACUGCGAGUCUGGCUACAACUCCUCCACGUACCGGGCCCCUCGUUGCGGCUCGGCCGCAUGUUCAACCUCCAUGCCCAUCUUCGGCUGUUUACUCUGCUUCGAUGCAGGGUGCCACAACAACUCUUGCUUGAUCAGUAUCGAAAACACCGUAACAAGAACGGUGGGAUUUUUCGAGGUGGCCACCGAUGUCAUAUCAAUUCAAAAUUCAGUAAUACUACCAAACUUUAUUUUCGGAUGCUCGCAAACUUGGCUAGUAAAAGGCCUUGUCACUGGGGUUCAAGGCAUGGCUGGUUUAGGAAGGACUCGCCUUGGCCUCCCACAUCAGCUUUCUUCGAAAUUUGGCCCGAAAUUCGCCGUGUGCUUACCGUCCACCUCGAAAUCCAACGGCGUCCUAGUUUUCGGCAAUCCCCCUGCAUAUUCGUUCUACCCGAAUUACGAAAAAUCCAAGCUCGUAGACGUGUCGAAAUACUUUGCUUUUACCAAGCUCUACGUUAAUCCGGUGCCAACAGCCGAUGAUGUCCCGAAAGGCGAGCAAUCAGCAGAGUACUUCAUCCGCGUCACAUCGAUCACGAUCAAUGGUAAACUGAUUCGAUUAAACCAAACCUUGCUAUCAAUUGACAAGAAAGGUUACGGGGGAACGAAAAUUAGUACCGUAAACCCAUACAUGGUACUCGAGAGUUCUAUAUACAAGGUGGUAGCUGAAACAUUUGGCAUAGAGCUCGAAGCCAUGAACGUGUCCAAAGUGGCGCCUGUGGCGCCAUUCUCGGAGUGCUUCAGUACAGAGUUUCUGGGCUAUACUCCGGUCGGGCCGGGGGUACCGGAUCUUAAACUUGUGCUCGAGAACAAUGUGUACUGGGAAAUUCAGGGGGCUAAUUUGGUGGCGCAGAUAAGCCAUGGUGUGGUGUGUUUAGCCUUUGUUGAUGGUGGGCUGAAUCCAAGAACUUCAAUUGUGAUUGGAGCGCAUCAAUUGGAAGAUAAUCUUCUUGUAUUUGACGUUGCUGCCUCAAAAUUGGGAUUUACUUCUACACUCCUUUCCCAGGGAAUUGAGUGUUCAAACUUCAACUUUUGA